Molecule: messenger RNA, 1756 nt
Organism: Temnothorax curvispinosus
Lineage: Eukaryota; Metazoa; Arthropoda; Insecta; Hymenoptera; Formicidae
Product: NADH-cytochrome b5 reductase 3
Exons: 4
Coding region: 194-1129 (311 amino acids)
Cellular component (GO): mitochondrion
Molecular function (GO): FAD binding; oxidoreductase activity
Source: RefSeq, a predicted model, not a curated record
AGGUAAUAUGUGCGUAUCUCGACAUAUACUCGCUAGAACGUCUUUCACUCGAUCCUUACUCCUUACUCGUCUCACUCGCGAAUAAAUCUGUUUGAUUGUUCAUUAAUCGAAUAAUAUAUAACGUGCGACAUUCGAGAAUCCGCGGAACGUGGUGUGUGCGCGUGUGUCCUUCGAUGAAACUGGAUUAGAAAAUAUGAACUCGAUGAUCGAUUACGUAUAUCAAGUGCUUCCAGUUCUGGCUGCGGUAGGAACGAUAGUUGUUAUAGGAGUAGCAUUUAAAAUAUAUAAAUCCUGGAGUGAGAGGAAGAAAAAGUCUGCGCCGAUACUGCUGGUUGAUCCAGUAGUUAAGUAUAGUCUACCUCUAAUCCAAAAGGACAUAAUAAGUCACGAUACUAGGAAGUUCAGAUUUGGAUUACCAACGUCAAAUCAUGUCCUGGGCCUGCCAAUUGGUCAGCAUAUACAUUUAACAGCAAAGAUUGGAGAGGAGGUUGUAAUACGUUCAUAUACGCCUGUUUCAAGCGACGAUGAUCAAGGCUACGUUGAUCUCGUCAUCAAGGUAUACUUCAAAAAUGUGCAUCCAAAGUUUCCUGAGGGAGGAAAAUUGUCUCAAUACUUGGAAAACAUGAAAAUAGGGGAUACCAUCGACUUUAGAGGUCCAUCUGGUAGACUGAUUUACAAAGGACAAGGAAAAGUAACUAUAAAACUUCUUAGGAAGGAACCACCCGUGGAAUAUAACGUUAAAAAGAUGGUUAUGCUCGCUGGUGGUACGGGUAUCACGCCGAUGUUGCAGCUAAUUCGUGCGAUAAUAAAGGAUCCUACGGACGAAACUCAAACCUCCUUGCUGUUCGCCAAUCAGACAGAAAAAGACAUCUUGCUGCGGGACGAACUGGACGAAAUCGCCAAAAAAUAUCCGAAUAAAUUAAAACUUUGGUACACCCUAGAUUCAAGUAGCGAGGGAUGGCCAUAUAGUACAGGAUAUAUAAGUACUGAUAUCAUAGAGAAACACAUGUUUCCACCGUCGCCCGAUACUAUCGUAUUGAUGUGUGGGCCACCUCCAAUGAUCAAUUUUGCUUGUACUCCGAAUCUCGAUAAACUUGGCUACGAUACUAAAUUACGGUUCGCAUAUUAAUCGAUGACAGUUUGACGGAGAUCUACAUGCUUUUAGUACUUCAGUAAAAUGUAAGAACAGUUUUUUAUUUAAUUGAAUAUAUCUGUCUUAAUUAAUGGAGAAUAUUAAAUAACAUGGUGCCGAUCAAAGAGAUCUAUAUUGAAAAAUUUCUGUCAAAAUCUAUCUGUAAAAAACAUCUCCAGCAGUAUUGACGAUUACUAUAUAUAAGUUAUGAAAUUACAAUAAUCAAUGAAAUAUGCUAAUAGCAUAUGGAGACUAUUGUUCCAUGUAGUAUAAGGAUGUCUAUCCAUAAAAAAUUUUACAAGACACGCCAAAAAGUCUUGUCCUCUUUUACUUUUGCUUUUUUUUUAUUGGGAUACGCUGUGAUUGGCGAAUGAUAAGUAAUUCAUAGAACUUAAGAAAAAUGGGGUUAUAAAUCAAAUGCAUGUGAAAUGAAUAUUGCCUCAUCACUAAAAUAUACUUUAUUCAGUUCUACAUUUGAUUAUUAUAAAAAUGACCUGUAUAUAAAAUUUAGGUGAAUAAAGUAUAUUACUAGUGUGUGGAAUAUUCAUAUAAUAAAGUAUUAUAUUUCAAAGCAUUUAUUAAUGUUGAACCCAUUGUAACGUUAUAAAAAAUUUUCAACACAUA